Messenger RNA from Heterobilharzia americana, 537 nucleotides. The record is from the annotation of a GenBank genome assembly. NCBI's taxonomy places the organism in Eukaryota, Metazoa, Platyhelminthes, Trematoda, Strigeidida, Schistosomatidae.
AUGAGCUCAGUUUUUGUGACCAGCCAAUAUUCACCAGCCGCUAAAUUAUUCUUCUAUCGGCAGUACUUAUAUUUCGUAGUCACAGUUCUUGCUUCAAACAGUUAUCCACACCCAUCACAAAUCAAAAUUCUUAGUCUUUUAAAAACUGUUACGCAUGCUCAACGGGUUCGUUUCCUGUACAAAUUUAUACUCAGUUUACAUCGUUCUCUGCCUCCUACUUUGAGAAAAGUUGGCGAUAAAUAUGUGAAAACAGAAUUCAAGAAGCAUAGAGAUGUCAAACCUGAAUUCAUUCAACCAUUUAUGAUCGAGUGGACAAAGUAUGCAGUUGAAUUGUCAAAACAAAUCAAACAGUCAAUGCAAAGAGCUAAUGAUAAAGAAAUAAAUGAGAAAAGUGUCAGUGAAGCAACAUUUGGUAAACCAUUAGAUGAGAAAUCAUUGAAUCAUUUCUCAGAAGCACAACUUAGUCAGUUAUUAUCUCUUGCCAAGGAAAUUCAUGAUGAAAACAGUGAAUCAAGAGAAUAAACUGAUCGCUUUACC